AUGUCGCAGUCAUCUGAUGUUAAAUUACAUGUCUUCAGCAAGCUCUUCGAAGGCCCAGAUAACCAAGUCUGCUUUGAUUGUAACAUGCCUGGCCCUACAAGCUGUUCUUAUAACCAUGGCAUCUUUCUCUGUUCGAAGUGUGCGGAUUCUCAUAGAGUGCUUUUGCCUGAGAUUUCCAAAAUUAAGCUGAUAGUUGAAGAACCAUGGAGCUAUAAGGAGCUUAAAUUAUUGAUUUCUGGUGGAAACUCUACACUUACUCCUCCCCUCUGUAAGUGAACAAAACUAUUAUAAGGGUCGCUAUUUUUUGCCCAAAAACCCACCCUCCGUAAGUGAACCAAAAUUUUUUUAAUAGAAAAAAUUUUUUAUGGAAAAAAAUUUUGAUAUAUAAAUGAUAAUUAGUAUAAUGAAAUCUAGAGCUAAUUCUUUUAAUUUUAAACGAAUUGCUUUUUUAAAACAUAAAUUUUAUAAAUUAAAUUAAUAUUUGCUUUCCAAUUUUUGCGAUUUAGGAUUUUUUUAAAUUUCGAAAAAAAAAAAAUAUUUUUUAUAAAAUUUAUAUAUAAAUUUUUUUUAAAAAACAAAUAAACACCCCUCCGUGAGUGAACAAAAUUUUUUUUGUUCACUCACAGAGGGGGGAGUUAGAGAAUUUUUGACUUAUUAUGAAAUUGGGGGGAAGAUAUUUUCAUAAUUUUUACCUAAAAUAUGCUGAAUGGCCAAUUCGUCAUUAUUUAUAGAUCCUUGAAAUUAGCCCAGACACUCCAAUAAAUGUGAAAUAUAGAACCAAAGCUAUGGACUAUUAUCGGAAAAUGCUUGAUACUGUCUCAGAUAGAAGAACAUAUGAGAUUCCUUUCCCAGCCAAAAAUAUAGGCUCAGAAGUAAUCAAAGAAGAAGAAUUCAAAGAGCAAAAAAGACUCCCAGACAUCCAAGAUCUAGAAUGCAUGCCGAACCCUCAAGAGGAAAAGUUUUUAAUGGGCACUGAGACAGCUUCAGCAGGGAUUCUUUCGAGCAUGUUUUCUAAGGUGGUAGAACUAGGAAGCAGUGCAAAAGAAAAGGUGGAAGAAAUUGGACAGUCAAAAGCAGUGAAAUCGGUAGAAUCAGCUACACAGUCAGCCGUAGAAUCUAUAGGAGAAGGGGUCAGCAUGCUUGUAGGAAAAGUUAAAGGGGCAGUCUAUGGACAAAAAGGGAUGUCGGAAUCUGAAGCUUCAAAAGGCGGGUAUUUAGAUGUGGCGCUAAAUAACCGGCAUAGUUAUGAAAAUAUAGACUCAAAUCCUCUAGUGAGAUUGAGAAAAGGAGAAAUUAUGGAUUUAAUUGGACAGCAUGAAGGUCAAAAAGAAGCCAUUGGGUUCACACAAGGAACCUCUGGAACCUCAAGCUUAGUAAGUUAA
Messenger RNA from Blepharisma stoltei, 1382 nucleotides. The record is from the annotation of a GenBank genome assembly. NCBI's taxonomy places the organism in Eukaryota, Ciliophora, Heterotrichea, Heterotrichida, Blepharismidae.